GAGGAGAGAGAGAGAGAGAGAGAGAGAGAGAGAGAGAGAGAGAGAGAGAGAGAGAGAGAGAGAGAGAGAGAGAUUAGGAGCCUCCGGAGCUCUCCCUAAGCUCGUGACUGCUGGCGUUUCACCCCGCCCUCCAGGCGACAGGUGGAGGCGGGCGAUGCAGGAGGGGGGGAGCAUGGGGCAACCCAGGGGGGGGAACGGUGGGCAGGGUGGUGGACGGGGGGGGGGAGGCGAGGGUGUCCAGGAGUGGCAUCCCAAUGCGGAGGAAGAGGAGGAUGAGGCGUCAGGAGAUGGACCGGCCAAGGGGAGGGGGAGGGGGAGGGGAGGGGGAGGGGGAGGGGGGGAGGGGGAGGGGGAGGGGGAGGGGGAGGGAGGGGGAGGGGAGGGGGAGGGGGAGGCGAGGGGGAGCGGCAGGGGAAGGGGGAGGGGGAGGGGAAGAGGUCGCGGCCGUGGUGGACCUGGUGGGGGGAGGGCAGGGGCGAUUGGUGCCGGCAGUGGCACUAAUAGUGAGGGGGAGCUGGAUGUCGGUGGUGGGGAUGCAGCGCGCUUUGGGGAUGCUGAGGGCGUGGGGGAGGGGGGUCAUGCGGAGUGUGUCGGCACGUGACAAGCGCACGCGCGAACAGGCUGCG
Molecule: messenger RNA, 626 nt
Organism: Closterium sp. NIES-67
Lineage: Eukaryota; Viridiplantae; Streptophyta; Zygnematophyceae; Desmidiales; Closteriaceae
Source: the annotation of a GenBank genome assembly